UUUUGUGUUGGUGUCGAUGGUCUUGUUGUUGUUGUUGUUGGUGUUGUUGAUUUUUGUGUUGGUGUCGAUGGUCUUGCUGGAUGAUGGGGCCCCUCUGAAUCUUUGCCCAGGGCCCCUUCAGACUCUAGACUCGCCACUGUUCAUCCUUCAGAUUUCAGUUUGUUUUUAUAAAGCUGUGAUUUCAGAGGCAGCCUGAACGCACCGCCCACCUGAGUUCACGGCGACAGUAGCUAACAGCUAAUCGAGGCGAAAAGUUGUCCGGAUGUGACGUCAUCAGACGCUUGUUUGUGUCCGGCGGUGGGCGUGGCCUGACAGUAAUGUAAACAGCUAUCCGUUCAGCAGCAGACAGAGGAGCAGCUUCUGGACCCGUUACCGGUAAGAUGUGAAUCAGAAAACCGACUGUUGGCCCCGGUGUGAUGGAGGAGACUCACUGGAUGCUCUGCUGACAGGAAGUCUUUGUCCUGCUGACGGACGACUUCCUGUGUAGGAGAGGAGCCUUCAUGUCUAUUUUUAGAACUAUUAAAUUCAUGACAAAGGACUCGACUUGAGCGAGAAGCUGUAAGUGGUGUUCAGUGUCAGAACGCAUCAGCAGACAGAAAAGUGUGUUUACAUAAAACAGGAGAUUUCUGUGAGGAUCCUGUGGCGGCCAUGUUGGCGCCUCAACUGCUGCCUCCGUCCUCUGUCACCUCUCCUCCGUCUGAGAGCAACGUUUAGUUUGUGAUCUUCUGAAGAGGAGGGCCUCGCUUUCGUGAUUGAUUUUUUGUUCUCAGAAGUUUUCUCUCCUCGCCUCUAACUGUCCGCUGGUCAUGGCUGAGUCCAGCUCUGACCUGCUGAUCGAUCUCAACAAACAAACAACACCUCUACCUGCAGAAAGCAUCUCCAAAGAACUGAUUGUUACCAUGACAACAGAGAGGCCCGGAGACCUCACAGCCGAUGUCCUGAGCAGCAACGGGGCUGCCAACAGUCCUCUUCCCACUAAAGUCCAGCAGCAGGAAGAGGAGGAGGCCACGCCCACGCCGCCAGAGACCUCAUCAUCACUGUCGUCCGGAAAUGGGACAGUGACCGCCAUUACCACAGAAGAAGAAUCUCUGUCAACGCUGCUCAGACACAUCAAGAGUGUAGGAGGAGCAGACAGAAAAGGAGAGCCAGGUCUGGAUCUGGACCUGGAGGAAGGCUCUUCUGUGGCAACAGCGGGCGGCUCAGACGACCAGCGGGAGUCCACAGACUCCGCCUCCUUCUCCAUCCCCAGCCUGUCUGACGGCAUGACCGCUGCAGGAAACUCCCUGGAGGUGGAGGACGGCUGCUCCUCGUCGUACUCGGCUCUGGGAGUGGAGGGCCGCUCGCCGUCCACCGAGAUCCCGAGUCUGAAGGAUGAGGAGGCGCAGGAGGCCACAGUUGCCCUCCUGCCCACAGAGGGCGCUGCUGCUGCUGCUUCUGCUGCUGCUGCUGCUGUGUCAGAGUCCGGGCCGUCCAUGCCGGCGUAUUACCUGGUGAAGUGGAUCACCUGGAAAGAGAAGAAGACUCCCAUCAUCACGCAGAGCGAGAAUGGACCCUGCCCCCUGCUGGCCAUCAUGAACACGCUCUUCCUGCGCUGGAAGGCAAAACUUCCUGCUCAGACUGAAGUGGUGACCACGGAGGACCUGAUGGCUCACCUGGGAGAGUGUGUGUUGUCUGUUACACCCAGAGAGAAGGCUGAAGGGAUGGAGCUCAAUUUCCAGCAGAACAUGAGUGAUGCCAUGGCGGUGCUCCCGAAGCUCUCCACAGGUCUGGAUGUGAAUGUGCGAUUCACAGGUGUGGCGGACUUUGAGUACACGCCUGAGUGUAUCGUGUUCGACCUGCUGAACAUCGCGCUGUACCACGGAUGGCUGGUCGACCCCCAGAGUCCAGAGAUGGUGGCCUCUGUGGGUAAACUGAGCUACAACCAGCUGGUGGAGAAAAUCAUCGACUACAAACACUCUCCAGACAGCUGCAGAGUCAGUGAAGGCCUGGUGGCGGAGCAGUUCCUGGAGUCCACGGCGACCCAGUUGUCGUAUCACGGUCUGUGUGAACUCAACACCACGGCCAAAGAAGGAGAAAUCUCUGUGUUCUUCAGGAACAACCACUUCAGUACCAUGAUCAAACACAAGGGUCACCUGUACCUGUUGGUGACAGAUCAGGGUUUCCUCCAGGAGGAGGGUUUGGUUUGGGAGUCUCUUCAUAACGUGGAAGGAGACGGAAACUUUUGUGACUCAGACUUCAGGUUGUGUCAUCCUCCUCAGAGAGCUCCGCCCACCGCCGCCCUGCCGCCCACCGCCCAGGAGCAGCAGCGACAGAUCGACCAGGACUACCUGGUGGCCGUGUCUCUGCAGCAGCAGCAGGGCGGGGCCCCGGGGCCCCUCAGUGACCUGGAGUUGGCCCGGCAGCUCCAACAGGAAGAAUACCAGCAACAGCAGCAACUGGAGCAACUCCAGCAACAACAACAACAACAACAACAACAACAACAACAACAACAACAACAACAACAACAGCCACAGGGAGCAGUACCGGCUUCACAGCAGGUGAGAGGCUCCGGGUCCCAACAGGGCGGAGCCAGAAGACGAGAAAAGGAUUCAGACUGUGUCCUCUUAUAGAUUCUUCAUCACACUCACACACACACACACACACACACACACACGCACACACACACACAGCCUGUCAGCUCGAUGCCAAACCCCAUUGCUUUGUGGUUCCAGGUGUUUUAGAAGGUUUGGAGACUCCUGAUUGGACGUUCUGUCUGUAAACACGUUUGAUUUGUUCACUGUUUAUAAAGAUGGACGACGCCUCUCCUCCUCCAACAGUUGUACAUAAGUGAAGCCAAAAUACGGCCCAGCACAAGUGCUGACAUUUUAACCAGAGUUGAGUAGUAGAUUGUUGCUGUAAUUAAGCCCCGCCCCUUCCUCUAACACACAUGUACCUUCCUGCUAAAAGGUCAAAGGUCACUCAGGUGGGUUCAUUCGCUUCGUAGCAGAAAGUUCAUGAUCCUGUUUGUCACCAUUCCUCCUCUGAUCAUCAGUCAGCAACACAGGAGCCUCAUUGGUCACAGCUGUCAAUCAUGACAUCAUCAUGAGAUCAUUUAUCUGACCUGUUUUUAGAUUUGAUAUUCUCAUCUGUUAACAUGGAGGAGGCAGAGCUCUGAAAGUUUUGGCUUCACUUUUGGGGAGCUGUCCUGUCGUCCAUGUCUUUAAACAGUCUGUUUGAUUACUGGUGAAUAAACCAAUGAACUCUCCACGGCUCUGCAGGGAGAUUGACUUCCUGUCUUCACUUCCUGUCUGUGUCAUGACCUCUGACAUCAAAGGGUUAAAGGUUAAUCUGAGAGGUGGAAAUAAAGAACGCAUUAACGAUCUGAAAGAAUCCUGAUGACCUCGUUAACCCUUUCAUUCAAGUCGUGGCGGUGUCUCGAUUACCCAUAAUGCCUCUCUCUGAGUUAGUUCUGCUUUGUAUUUAAUCUGUGAAGCGUCAGUAAAAAGUUUGAACUGUC
Molecule: messenger RNA, 3496 nt
Organism: Labrus bergylta (ballan wrasse)
Lineage: Eukaryota; Metazoa; Chordata; Actinopteri; Labriformes; Labridae
Source: RefSeq, a predicted model, not a curated record